This is a messenger RNA of Daucus carota subsp. sativus, 1813 nucleotides long. RefSeq names its product metal transporter Nramp6.1. The transcript has 13 exons. Gene Ontology annotation, cellular component: membrane. Gene Ontology annotation, molecular function: manganese ion transmembrane transporter activity; cadmium ion transmembrane transporter activity. Bases 74 to 1651 code for a protein of 525 amino acids. Gene Ontology annotation, biological process: metal ion transport. The record is from RefSeq and is a predicted model, not a curated record. NCBI's taxonomy places the organism in Eukaryota, Viridiplantae, Streptophyta, Magnoliopsida, Apiales, Apiaceae.
CUAAGCCUCUUCAUAAGCCAGUUUCAUCAGCCUUCCAUAAACAUUGUAACACUUUAACACAUACAAUUAGGCCAUGGGAAGCUUGCAGCAGCAACAUCAGGUGGGAGGGAGCAACCGCAUAGCGGCCCUCGACGUCGACAACAUGGACCCUGAAGCUCAAAAGAGCCAGAAGAAGCCGGGAUGGAUGAACUUUUUUGCAUAUGUUGGACCGGGUUUUCUUGUUUCUUUGGCUUAUCUGGACCCUGGAAAUUUGGAAACGGAUAUGCAAGCAGGAGCAGAUCAUGGAUAUGAGCUGCUGUGGGUCAUUCUCAUUGGUCUGAUUUUCGCACUCAUUAUACAGUCCCUUGCCGCUAAUCUUGGAGUCGCCACUGGAAAACAUCUAGCAGAGUUGUGCAAGGCAGAGUACCCAUUUUUUGUGAAAUAUUGCCUCUGGUUAUUAGCAGAACUUGCUGUCAUUGCUGCAGAUAUUCCUGAAGUGAUUGGGACAGCAUUUGCCCUGAACAUAUUGUUUAACAUACCAGUUUGGGUCGGAGUCCUCUGUACUGGUUGCAGUACACUUCUACUUCUUGGUCUUCAAAGAUACGGGGUGAGGAAGCUGGAGUUGUUGAUAUCCAUAUUAGUAUUCGUCAUGGCUGCCUGUUUUUUUGGAGAACUGAGUUAUGUGAAGCCUCCUGCACAAGAUGUGAUUAAGGGAAUGUUUAUUCCUAAGCUUUCUGGCCAAGGUGCAACCAGUGAUGCCAUUGCUCUACUGGGUGCUCUUGUCAUGCCGCACAACUUGUUUCUGCAUUCAGCUCUUGUGCUCUCCAGAAAGAUACCAAACUCUGUCCGUGGAAUUAAUGACGCCUGCAGAUACUUUUUAAUAGAGAGCGGAUUUGCUUUGUUCGUAGCAUUUCUAAUCAAUGUUGCAGUCAUUUCUGUAACUGGUUCUGUUUGCAAUUCACCAAAUAUGUCACAGGAUAACCUGGACAGAUGCGGUGAUAUAACUCUUAAUUCUGCCUCUUUCCUGCUCAAGAAUGUGUUGGGAAAAUCAAGUUCUACUGUGUACGCAAUUGCUUUACUGGCUUCGGGUCAGAGUUCAACCAUCACAGGAACUUAUGCUGGACAAUACAUUAUGCAGGGGUUCAUUGACUUGAAGAUGAAGACAUGGAUUAGAAACCUGGUGACUAGGUUGAUUGCUAUCACCCCGAGUCUCAUUGUUUCAAUCAUUGGGGGAGCAUCAGGAGCUGGUCGCCUAAUCAUCAUUGCAUCGAUGAUAUUGUCGUUUGAGCUCCCCUUCGCUCUGAUUCCUCUGCUUAAGUUCAGUAGCAGCAAGUUAAAGAUGGGGCCUCACAUAAACUCAAUAUAUAUAAUUGUUUUUUCAUGGACACUAGGACUCGGAAUCAUUGGCAUCAACAUAUACUACUUGAUCACAGCCUUUGUUGGUUGGAUAACUGACAAUAACUUGCCAAAAGUUGCAAAUGUAUUAAUAGGAAUCAUAGUUUUUCCCUUCAUUGCCGUCUACAUAAUUUCUGUGAUCUACCUCAUGUUCCGAAAGGAUACCACUAGCACGUUCAUCGACACUACAAAGACUGCUGAAUCGAAUGAUGUAUUCGAAUUGGACUAUGCUAUUCCAUACAGAGAGGAUCUUGCUGACAUCACAUUGCCCAGAUAGAACUCAAAGUUGAUGCUAGAGUUUUGUUCUUCAUCUUAUCUUUCUUGGUGACAGGUUUUUGUUUUAAUGUGUGUUUAAUAUAGUUUUAUCCGCCUACUGUAUCCUGUUUGAAUCUUGUACCGGAAAUGAAUCUUAUAAAUGUAAGAUUAUUGUCAUGCUUCA